AUGGAUGCAAAAGCAUGGAACCUCAAGCCAUUCAGAGAUAAUUAUGAGUACUUCCAAGAACUUGGUGAGGAAGAUGAUGAAGCACUCUCUCUUUGUGAUCUUCCAUUGAAUAGCGAAGCAGCUUCUGUUUCGGAUGACUUCUCUACGGAAGAUCAAAGAUCCUCUAUUGAUCAAGAUUUGUUCGAAUUCUUCAGUGAAGACUUCACUUCUGCAUCUGCUUAUCGUCCCAAAGAUAAUAAUAUCAUCUUCUGUGGAAAGCUAAUUCCAUAUAAAGGGGAAAACGUAGAUGGGAAGGCACAGAACUCGGACAAUACCUGUAAGGCUAAUAAAGAAGCCAACAACAAUAGCAUCUUCCCUUGGAAAUCGUAUUCUUUCAACAAAUCAAGACGCUAUUCGGUGAAGACGCAACAAGAAAAGAGUUACAGAACUUCUAAGACUUCUCCAGAGCUGUCUCCGGACAAGAAAUGUAUGGAUAAAUAUGAUUUUCCGAUGAAAAAAGAAUCAUUACUGGCGAGUCCGACGAAGUCAAGAUGGUACUUGUUUGCUUUUGGAGUGGGAAGAUAUCCAAUGGAGAUGGAGCUAAAUGACAUCAAGACAAGGCAGAGCAAGCUAAGUAAUGGUAAGAUGAGGCGGAGCAUGAAGAGUCCAGCGAAGACUUCCCGAUCAGAUGAUAGAAGAGAAUUGGCUGAGAGAAGUAGGCAAAGAGAGAAAUAUUGGUGGGGUUUGCUUAACAUUUUGGGAUGCAAGAGUUACCAUGCAAACACCAUGGUUAAGGCUUCAUUGGGUUGCAUACCAAGUGUGUGA
Messenger RNA from Hevea brasiliensis (rubber tree), 804 nucleotides. RefSeq lists its product as uncharacterized. The coding region runs from base 1 to 804 and encodes 267 amino acids. The record is from RefSeq and is a predicted model, not a curated record. The transcript has a single exon. Lineage: Eukaryota; Viridiplantae; Streptophyta; Magnoliopsida; Malpighiales; Euphorbiaceae.